AAUUAACAAACAAACAAAAAAAACCCAAUACACCAAGAACAAUUUACUGCGCCGCAAGUUUUAACGUUGGUAAAGUCAUCAACCAGCAGCAGCAACAACAGCAACACCAGCAGAAAUCGAAAGAAUUUUUCGUUGGAGAACCAAAAAGAAGAACAAAAGCCAACGAGGACAACGUAGAAAUAUAUAUAUAGAUUUAUAUAUUUGAUGAAUAUAUACUACUUAUGUAUUUAUCGAGAAGAAAAACAAGAACUUUGAACAAAUCAACAGCAGAGUGGAGGAGGUGGUGGCGGUGGAGGAGAAGAAGACGGGACGGAUCGGUUGAGACAUCAUUGCCGCCUAAAGAAUUGCGAUUUAAACAAAUGUUGCGCCGCAGCAAAAUUGAAUAAGAAAAACGCAAGGAAACGUCAUUGAACGCACAGCGAGAAGCGGACUCAACCGUUGUGAUCCGCUGGACGGAUGCUGGCAGUGCGGUGGGGGCCGGUGAUGCAGUAGCAGCUUGUCAACACCCACACACACAAACACAACCAGACAUUUUGUAACCUCAAGAUCACCAUCACCAUCAUCAUCAUCAUCAUCAUUAUUAACUGAAACAGCCAACAAAAUGAUCUCAAACAAAAAAUCGUAUGCCAUGAAAAUGCUUCAUUUGGCUCUGGCCUUGAGCCUGCUGCAUGUUGAUCCCGACUAUUUGCUCCGCCGUUGGGAUCGGGAAUCACAAUUGGAAUUGUCUCAUUAUGGCGGCGAUGGUAACUGGGAGCUGGAAAUGUUACGUACAGUGCCCAUGAUUGAGACUCAACAUCCGUAUGGUAAUCGCAAAGAUAUCCAUCCACCAAUACGAAUCGAGGAUUUCUUACCUUUCUAUGAAAUUGGUAGCAACGAUGGCCGGGGAUCUGGUGAGGGUAAAUUGCCCACAAUAUUCAAUGCCAGCGCCUUGGUGAUGAAUCUUCACAAUACCACUGGCAAUAGUAGCAUCCAGACAACUGCUCUACAGGAUAUGCAAAGUAAUCGUACCGGUGGGGCCUCUGGCAAUUCUGUUGUCGGUGGUUCAAGUGCUUCGGCUGGUGGUGGCGUUGGCGUGCCUGGCACGGGAUCAACGAGUGGCUCCACCUUGGGUGAAUUGCACAUAGAUACCGCAUCGCUAUCAACUGGUCACAAUCACAGUUACAAUUUACUUGCUGGCGGUUCUAGUUUCGGGGAAGUGCCCAGUUUUCCAUCAUCUACGAAUCAGGAAACACGUUCGAUUUUAGAACAAAAUUUGGCCGAUCUUUUGGACUUUAAUGAUUUGCCUCCCUUGGCCACACCAUAUGCAAAUUUGCCACUUAAAGAUGGUCAACAGCAAUCACCGAAUAAUACUCAUUUGGAUCUCAAUCUGGCAGCUUUAUUGCAUGGUUUUGCCGGUGGCUUGACCGCGGUAGAAGAUGCCAAUGCAUUGAAUGACAGUACUCCGCAUCCCAGUAAUGGCGGCAGUUCAAUUGUUGAACAAUUUGGUCCCGAUGGCAACGACGACGAUGAUGAUCUGCUACUCAAUCGACUAUUUCGUGAGACCAGUGACGAUGCCAACGAUGAGAACGAUAAUGAAGACAAUGAAGUUCAUAGAGCCAUUGGUUCUGGAAUUGCAAAUGCCUGUGCCGUUGAGGGUCUAACCACUAACGAAUCCUUUAUCAACGAGGUGGAAGUUGCCGUCGACAUAAAGGAAGAGGUGGUGGAUGAGGAGGAGGAGGAGGAGGAAAGUGAAAUCGCUGAGGUACUCUACAAGCAAGAUGUGGAUUUGGGCUUUAGUCUUGAUCAGGAGAAGAUUAUCAAUGCCUCCUUUGCCAGUGGCAAUAGUGGUGCAUCUGAUGCAGCUAAAGCCAAUGCAUUGGAGGAUGGCAAGCCAAGCACCGGCGAUCCUUCAACCGCUUCCCAAGAUGCCGACAAGAGUAAAGACGAUAAUGAUGAUAUUGAGAAGCUGAAAGCUUUGGAAGAGCUUCAGCAAGAAGAUAUGAACAAGAUCAAUGAAAAGGAUGCAAAUGCUUUGAAUGAUAUUACCAAUGAAUGGAAUGGAAUACCCUUUACUAUUGAUAAUGAAACUGGUGAAUACAUUCGUUUGCCUUUGGAUGAGUUGCUAAACGACGUUUUGAAGCUAUCGGAAUUCCCUCUCGAAGACGAGCUACCGGACGAUUCGAUUGCCUCUACAUCUCAAGCGGCCGCUGCAGCAGCAUUGAACGGUGGCAAUCAGGGACAAAAGUCGCAGAAGCAACGAAUUGUCUCCGAGACUGGUGAAGAAUUAUUGGACGAUAGCGGCAACGUUGUAGUUCCAUCGAAACAACCAAGGAAUUCAAGCAAUACCAACGAUCCGACUACUAGUGAUAUCGGGGACGAGAAUAGUUUCUCGGUCAGCGAUUUUGAGGAUUUACAAAACUCUGUGGGCUCGCCCUUGUUUGAUUUAGAUGAGGACGCCAAAAAGGAGCUAGACGAGAUGUUGCAAUCAACGGCAUCGCCCUAUCACCAUCCCCAUGGCCAUCAUCAUGCCGGCCAUCCACAUCCCCAUACGCAUCAUCAUCAUGCCCAUGCCCAUCAUGCGGCUGCGGCAGCAGCGGCUCACCAACGUGCCGUCCAGGCCAACUAUCCGAGUGUGAGUGUGGGCAGCGGCACCGCCAGCGCCUUUCAACGUCAACCAACUGCUGGCGGUUUUCAUCAUGGACACCAUCAGAGCCGCAUGCCGCGACUGAAUCGCAGUGUCUCAAUGGAACGUCUUCAGGACUUUGCAACUUACUUUAGUCCAAUUCCCAAUAUGGAUAUGGCACCAUAUCCUCAUUAUCCAAGCUAUUCGUAUCAGAGUCCAACAAGUGGUGCCCCAACCGCUCAGCAUCCAUCCACUCAAUACGGACAUGGUGGUGCAUUGCAGCCGCCACCACCACCACCGCCGCACCAUCAUCAUGGACAUCAUGCAGCCGCCGCUGCGGCCAUGUUGCAUCCAACUUCCGCUCUGGGCGAUAUAUGCUCAUCUGCGACUGGCCAGCCGCAUUAUGGCCACAAUUUGGGUUCGGCUGUAUCGUCGAGCAUGCACUUGACCAACUCUAGCCAUGAGGCUGAUGCUGGAGCUGCCGCAGCAGCUGCUGUUGCCGGCAAUGCUUAUAAAAUGGAACACGACAUUAUGUACUACGGGAACGCUUCUUCGGACAUUAAUCAAACGGAUGGUUUUAUGAAUUCCAUUUUCACUGAUGAGGAUUUACAUCUUAUGGACAUGAAUGAGAGCUUCUGUCGGAUGGUAGACAAUAGCACCAGCAACAACUCAUCUGUUUUGGGAUUGCCCAGUGGUGGUGGUCAUGGCAGCACAGCUCUGGCCGCUGGUGGUAAUCAUCCGAACGGCGCUAAUGCAGCAACUGUCGGUGGUGUUGCCUCUAUGAGCGCUGGUGGUUCAGUUGUCGGUGCUACGGGCAUGACUGCUGAUUUAUUAGCCAGUGGUGGUGGAGCUGGCGCUCAGGGCGGUAGUGGUGAUCGUUUGGACUCAUCCAGUGACAGUGCCGUCAGUUCGAUGGGCUCUGAGCGUGUUCCAUCGCUCUCGGAUGGUGAGUGGGGUGAGGGCAGUGACUCAGCCCAGGACUAUCAUCAGGGCAAAUACGGCGGACCAUAUGACUUUAGUUACAACAAUACACGCAUUAGCACAGCCACCCGCCAGCCGCCGGUGGCCCAGAAGAAGCAUCAACUAUAUGGCAAGCGAGAUCCCCACAAGCAAACGCCAAGUGCUCUGCCGCCUACAGCGCCGCCAGCAGCGCCAACGACGGCCCAGAAUAUCAAGUACGAGUACGAUGCCGGCUAUGGGGGCAUGACAAAUCCUGGACCAGGAGCUGCUGCCUUGCAGCAUAAUAGUGGCGAGGCUGGCGCUAUGGGACCAGCUCUGUCCAAAGAAUUUCAUCAUCAGCAACCCUAUGGCAUGGGUGCCAGCAACAGUUUCCCCGGAGAUUACGCGACCAGGCCAUCGCCUCGUACCUCUCAGGAUAUUGUCCAACUAAAUCAUACUUACUCGUUGCCCCAGGGCAGUGGAUCGCUCCCCAGACCUCAGGCCCGUGACAAGAAGACGAUGCCGGCAACCAAAAACAUGUCGAAGGGAGCUGCAGCUGCUGCCAGUAGCGCCGUCUCCGAAGAGGAGCAUCUGACGCGCGACGAGAAGCGCGCCAGAUCCAUUAACAUACCCAUACCUGUGACCGAAAUUAUUAAUUUGCCAAUGGAUGAGUUCAAUGAGCGUCUUUCCAAAUAUGAUCUGAAUGAGAAUCAGUUAUCGCUCAUCCGGGACAUUCGUCGCCGUGGCAAAAACAAGGUGGCCGCUCAGAAUUGUCGCAAACGCAAGUUGGACCAGAUUCUUACACUGGAGGAUGAGGUUCAUGCAGUGGUGAAGCGCAAGUCGCAAUUGAACAAUGAUCGCGAUCAACUGGAGGCCGAGCGUAAACGCAUUUCCAAUAAAUUUGCCAUGCUGCAUCGUCAUGUGUUCCAGUAUCUACGAGAUCCCGAAGGCAAUCCCUGCUCUCCAGCAGACUACAGUCUGCAGCAGGCAGCCGAUGGUUCUGUGUACUUGUUGCCACGUGAUAAAACCGAUAGCAACAGCACCUCAACUAGUGCAUCCAGUUCAGUGUCUGCAACAGGUGGACCACCAACAUCAUCUAGUGGCAGUGGAUUAAAUGGGCAUGGGCCUUCACAGGCUCCGUUGCAUAGUCAUGGUCAGCAUCAUCAAGGACAAGUGCAACAUGUGGCCAAUGGCGUGGCCAUGUCGCAGCAGCAGCAAUCACGACUGCCGCCGCACCUUCAACAGCAACAGGCACCGCAUCAUCAUCAUCUCCAUCAACAACAACAACAGGCACAUCCACAACAACCGGGCCAACAGCAGCAGCAUCACAAGGAAUGAAAGUGUCUGCUGCGAAUUGCCGCAACGACGAGCUGGUUGACUAAUUUCCAGAGCGAGCAACAUCGCUCCGAACAGCAGCAUCAGCAGCAGCAGCAGUACGAUUACCGUUACGAUUUCUUCAACAACAGUUACUUGUAUUACUGAGCAGCGACUCAGCGGUAUUGCCGUUUCGUGGACUUUCCUCAUUCUUCUUCAUUGUUUGUUUCUCUGCAGUGGCUGUAGCUGUGGUGGCUGAAGGCGAUUGUACGAUCGACUGGUAUGGAAAGUCUGCAACAUGUUGCUGGCAACAUAUGUUGCUCCCCUCAAACGCUGAGGAAGCAUUAACAGAAACAAUUGAAUUCGUUUCGUUUCGUCUAACUGCACAUUAAAUUUUCUUCUUAAUUUUUCUUUU
Messenger RNA from Drosophila willistoni, 5270 nucleotides. RefSeq names its product segmentation protein cap'n'collar (gene cnc). Gene Ontology annotation, cellular component: nucleus. NCBI's taxonomy places the organism in Eukaryota, Metazoa, Arthropoda, Insecta, Diptera, Drosophilidae. Bases 602 to 4879 code for a protein of 1425 amino acids. Gene Ontology annotation, molecular function: DNA-binding transcription factor activity, RNA polymerase II-specific; RNA polymerase II cis-regulatory region sequence-specific DNA binding. The record is from RefSeq and is a predicted model, not a curated record. Gene Ontology annotation, biological process: regulation of transcription by RNA polymerase II. The transcript has 10 exons.